Molecule: messenger RNA, 2563 nt
Organism: Owenia fusiformis
Lineage: Eukaryota; Metazoa; Annelida; Polychaeta; Sabellida; Oweniidae
Source: the annotation of a GenBank genome assembly
GUUUCCGGAAGGCGGGCACCUUGAAAAUUUCAUAUCAGUCUAAUCAUCAUAAGUUUAAAUUCCAUGGGUACAGAAUAAAAGAAAAUCGUCUAGUAGCGAUGUUUAAAUAGUGCCGCCAUGUAUGACGGUUAUUUAUGGUUUUUGAGCAUUGUGUUUGUGCUGCUUUUCAAUGCCAAAUUCUCUGCCCCAUUUUCAUAUUCAAAACUUUUUGAUUCAGAGUUUGGAAGAUAUGUUCCAGAAAACCCAAAUAAAAUUAAGACCGACACUAGGCUAAAGUACGAAAAAAGCACACAUGCAUUCACAUUGGAUAUCAGUGAAAUUAGAAAUGUGUCGAUCCUAGACCACUUUUGGAAGAGCACAGGAUUAUGCCCUCCAGCACCCCACCAGGAAGCUUAUAAAUAUUUCUUAAGCCCUGACAUGCGACAAAACCUUGCAUAUAUAGGCAGUGUCCCACAGGGUGGAAUACAGCAAGUCCGUAUACAUUGGUUACUUGAUCUAGUCACAGUUAAAGGGUUUCAGGAAGGCAGGCCUAACUAUGACUUCAGCAAGCUCGAUGAUUUGAUACAGCUGCUAUAUGAUAAUGGGUUACAGCCAGGCUUUGAACUGAUGGGAAAUCCAUCUAAUAUUUUCACAAACUUUGAGAAUAAAACACAGGUGUAUUGGUGGCGGGAUCUCAUGCAGCAGUUAGCUGAGAAUUAUAUAGCCCAGUACGGAGGUGGCUAUCUUAGCAGAUGGAGGUUUGAAACUUGGAAUGAGCCAGAUCACCAUGAUUUUGAUCCUGGCCUCAAUAUAACAGUUCAAGGGUUUCUGAACUACUACGAUGCCUGCUCUGAGGGCCUAAGACGUGGGAGUGGAGGUAUCCCUCUCAUAUUUGGGGGCCCUGGGGGAUCAUGCAGGAGUACAAGUUUUUCGAAGAUAUGCUGGGCAUUACUGGACCAUGUUGAAAAUGGGCUGAAUUUCUUUACUGGACAGAAAGGGAAUCGUAUUGAUUUUAUAUCUUUCCAUAAAAAGGGAAAUCUGCCAAACAACUCUGCAUACAUCAUUCAGUCUGAACUAGGGACUGUAGAUGCUAUAUGGAGCAAGUAUCCGGGUUUGAAACAUGUCCCAAUUGUCAAUGAUGAGGGUGACCCCCUGGUAGGGUGGAGCAGGUUGUACAAGUGGAGAGCUGAUGUUACAUAUGCUAGCAUGGUUGCUAAGAUUGUGGCCCAGCACCAAAAGAUGAUUCUAGCGAAACCUGGAAACAAAAUUAACUACUCAUUACUAAGCAACGACAAUGGCUUCCUCAGCUAUUUCCCAGCAUUCUUUGAGCAGCGCACCCUAUUGGCCAGAUUUCAAAUAAACAACACAGAAGUACCAUACACUACUUUUGUUCGCAAACCAGUGCUUAGUGUUAUGGGACUGUUGGGGUUACUUGGUGAAACACAAAUAGAAGCAAACAUAGUUACAGUUGAUGGCAAGGUGAUUGAAGAUGAUUCUGAUGUUGGUGUCCUAGCAACCACCCAUCACCCCCAGGCAUUGAAUGGUACAUCAGACAGCUGGCAGGCCAGUGUUAUGAUAUACUUCAGCAGAGAUACCAACCCAUGCGGGGCAAAUGAUACAGUCAGCCUGAAUGUCAACCUCACUGGGUUACAACCAACACACAAAGGUAAGGACAUGAGGCUUGUUGUAUACUACCUAGAUGGUCGUCGUAGCAACCCAUACAAUGUCUGGUUGCAUCAAGGGAGACCAGUUUUCCCCUCAAUUUCCCAGCUCACAGAAAUGAGAUUACAAGAGGGCCCCAUUGUGUUACAAGCUCCAAAGGUCUUCUUACCAGAGAUAGGUUGGGAUACAACCUUGGAGUUAACAUGUCCUGGUGUUGUGGUACUCAUACAUAUCUGUGACAAACCUGACUCUCCACCAGACCAGACAAAUGGAUUGGCCAUACAAAACAUAACUGUGGAUCAAGUGCUUAUUUCAUGGAGUGACAAAUGCAUAAACACUCGUUGCAUUAAGACUUAUGAAGUAGAGCGAAGCAGCACAUUAGAGGGACCUUACACAAACAUCAAUCUAAUAGACACUAUAUUUACUUCAAUUGUAUUUGCUCCCGUAUCCACAAAGAAAGAUGACACGCUGGUUCGUGGCUUUUAUCGGGUUAGAGCUGUAGAUUACUGGGGACAACAUGGCGAAUACUCCUUACCACUGCAAUAUCCAGACACAGGGGCAUCAUCCUGACAGACACUACACAUAAAACCUUUUGUUUAACAGAUAGGUUAUCAUAAUCAUUUCAAAGAUCAUUUGAAGCAUACAGCAUUCAACAAAAUGUGUGGACUAUGAGAUUCAAGUAUUUUCGUUCUAUCAUCGAAAAUUGUAUCUCAUGUUCUGCAAUUUCUUGAUGAUAUGUCCAAGUAAUAUUAUUCAUUUUUAACACUGAUGAUUGAGGGCAAUUAUAUAAUUUGUCAAUUGGGGACAACUCAUGUAACUCAGAAUUGCAGAAAUCCUUUAGGAAGGCAUAUUUGAAGAUUGUGUCACUAUAAACAUGAUAACACACUGGCGGAUCCGGAUCCAUUUUUAGGGCCCCAAAAAU